This is a messenger RNA of Phyllopteryx taeniolatus (common seadragon), 5508 nucleotides long. It is a transcript of the gene elf2b, whose product is annotated as E74-like factor 2b (ets domain transcription factor). The transcript has 8 exons. Gene Ontology annotation, biological process: cell differentiation; regulation of transcription by RNA polymerase II. NCBI's taxonomy places the organism in Eukaryota, Metazoa, Chordata, Actinopteri, Syngnathiformes, Syngnathidae. Gene Ontology annotation, molecular function: DNA-binding transcription factor activity, RNA polymerase II-specific; sequence-specific DNA binding. Gene Ontology annotation, cellular component: nucleus. The record is from RefSeq and is a predicted model, not a curated record. The coding region runs from base 2332 to 4086 and encodes 584 amino acids.
GUUAACCUAGACCGCGGUCGCGCACUCUGCAGAGUAGGCUGCUGGAGUAAUGGAGGACUAUCAGGAAGUGAUCACCUUGGUAGCAACCUGCGCUGCUAACGUUGCGCGAAUUCUUUAAGCCUGUUCAGAGGCGGGGGGGACUACACGGAGCACACCGGCCUGCAUGUUUAGCCGUCUGUCUGCACUGUGGUUGUUUUGCAUGGGAGACUUGCAGAUUUCAGCCACGAUGUGUUGUAGAAUAACGGGUGUCGGAUCGGCGCUGGAAAACCAGGAAGUGCAAAACUGUUGUCCGUCUUACGUCUUUGCCACGCUGUCUGACGGGAAGGACAUGUGGGUUUAGUUUUAUGAGUUGAAAUUCGCCACAUUUAGGCAUUCGUUGCCUUUUCAACUUUGAGGACCGAUGAUAUUUUCGUUUUUCGCCGCAUUCGACUUUUCAAAAGUAGAUUUGUUGCGACAGUGCUCUAUAAAUUUCCCUUUUUUUUUUUUCACCAUGAUGUUGCACGGCAAUUGGAAUUUGAUCGUUUGAUCAGCAUCCUGUUAUCCCUGACAAGUGGAAAGGCUCGUAAUUUUUGUCGAUGUACAUUUGAAUCUUUCUAUUGUUAUCGUGAUGUGUCGCCUGUAGUCGCAGCGUGGGGCGGCCUCUCUCGCGCGUUCCUCCCUUUUAAUCGGUGUUCAACGCGGCUUCAAGCCGCCGACCGCACCGACCAAACAUUUUGGUAUUUCCUCGACUGUGUGACAUCAUUGUAAGUAGCGGUAAGAAAAGUACGUCAAACCGUCUCGUGAAUCGAAAUUGUCACGUUUUAAGUCCUAUUUUGAUGGCGGAAGCGUUGUGUGAAAGGAGAGGGGUGCGUAUUUGAUUGACAAGCCUCUAACCAAAUGGCGUUCGCCAUUCUAGGACGCGUCAUCAUCUACGACUGUUUAACGUCAUGGUGGGCGGGUCCACAGCAAAGGCUUUAGCCAAUGGUUGGAGUGGUCCUUGUUGAGUGACAGCUGGAUUUGUACGCUCAUUUGAAGAGGAGUGGAGGGAAAGGUUUAGGAGUGUAAACACGGAAGUCAUUGGACGCAGCACUACUUUUUGUCAGCCUUGGCCGCUAUUCCUGGCGCCGUUUCCAUUCAUUUAUUUAUAAAUACUGUAGAAUACCAAUAUCUUUUUAGCUCACAGAUUUGAUACAAAUUGAGUAAUAUACUUGCUUAAUUUUAAUUUUGUGGCGUACAUAGCGUACAUUGCGCUGCGGAGAUCCGGUCUCUCAGCUUUGUGUUUUUAAUUUAAAGCACGUUUCCCGUGUGGUUGGGCAUCCUGUGGACACCUACCGUCAUGUCGUGUGUGUUUUGCAGCUGGGCGGAUGAGUGGGUUAAUCUAAAGAUAGCCCUAUGCGCCGGUACCUAUUGCCAAACAUGGAGAGCAGGCAGUGACAGGGGCUCGUGUUUCUCACCAUUGAUUGACAACAGCAUGUGCUCUUGGGUUCUUCAAUCUUCUCAGGAGCCCAAAUACGCACAGAGUAUUUUUAUUCCCCCCAAACAAUUGUGUAUAUUAAUGGCCUGUCCUAACUGUCAAGGGGGAAAAAACUACGACUGAUAUUUUACGUUUGUCUCUGACAGUUUUUUUUCUUCCUGGAUGGUUAAAGGCAGCACCUUAAAAUAUAUAUGUAUUUUUUUUAAAUUAUAAAUAAAUCAAUCAAUCAAUAAAAAUAUAUAAAUAAACAUUACUGAAGGAGCAAACACAUUAAUAGACAUUUAAAAUGUGGUUUACUAAAGCGCCAGAAUUAAAUUCUGAUCCAAAUCAUUGGUGUCGUUGGAACAAAGUGUGCUACCUGCACCUUGCACUUGACCACUUCUCACUCGUGGAUUUAUUUUGUUAUUACUAUUUUUUCCUGUACAUAUCUUCACUGCAGUUGAAGUGGAUGGUCUGGGUGGUCAAGUCAAACCAUAUUUGCACAGAAAAGGAGCAAACCUAUCUCUAGGGGAUGCAGUUUAAUAAUUUAGAACCUAUUUUAAAUAUUUUAGUCUGAAGCAAUAUUUUUCAGCACAGCAGCAAGCUCACUCGGUAUGUAAAUCCAUCCAUCUAUUUUCUGUACCGCUUAUCCUCACUAGGGUCGCGGGCAUGCUGGAGCCUAUCCCAGCUAAUUGUGGGCAGGAGGCGGGGUACGGCCUGAAUUGGUCACCAGCCAAUCGGUCGCUAGCCAAUCGCAGGGCACAUAUAAACAAACAACCAUUCACGCUCACAUUCACACCUACGGACAAUUUAGUCUUCAAUCAACCUACCAUGCAUGCUUUUGGGAUGUGGGAGGAAACCGGAGUAUCCAGAGAAAACCCACGCAGGCACGGGGGAGAAUGCAAACUCCACACGUGAGGCCGGAUUUGAACCUCGGUCCUCAGAACUUCGAGGCUUCUGUCCAUGGCAUCAAUGUGCACUGCUCUGACAAAACCAUCGAGGCUGCAGAGGCUCUGCUUCACAUGGACUCACCAUCCAGUGUCAGAGAAGCCUGCAGUCCAGAAGUUUUUAUCCCGCCAUAUGUAGCAACACCAGAGUUCCUCCAUGCCGCCAUGCGUCCGGACAUCGCAGAGACGGAGGUUGAGAUAUCAACGGAGGACUGCUGCGAUGAUGAUGAUGACGACGACGACGACGAUGAUGACGAAGAUCUAGGAACCCUGAUAGAGGAGCCAGAGGCGGAACGGGACCAUGCGCCUGUCAGGAGAAGGAGAGCUGGACGGAAACUAAAAACGCACCAGUCCUAUUCUAACGGCUCAGUUGAAAUCGGUCUCAGGAAGAAAUCAAGAGAAGGCAAAGCAGGAAGCACCAUCUACUUGUGGGAGUUCCUGUUGGACCUCCUGCAGGACAAGAACACCUGUCCGAGGUACAUUAAGUGGACACAGAGGGAGAAGGGCAUCUUCAAGCUGGUGGACUCCAAGGCCGUGUCGAAGCUGUGGGGCAAACACAAGAACAAGCCAGACAUGAACUAUGAGACCAUGGGACGGGCACUCAGAUAUUACUACCAGCGUGGCAUCCUUGCCAAAGUUGAGGGCCAGCGUCUGGUUUACCAGUUUAAAGAGAUGCCUAAAAACAUCGUGAUCAUUGACGACGACAAGGCCGACAUGUCUGUUGCUGAAGGCCCGGCGGACUCUGAGACGACGGCGUCCUGCGAGCGCAUCCUGCAGCCGCCGGACGUGAUGUUGAAGGUUCCCGAGCUGACCCCAAGAAAACCCAACAUCCUGCGGGGCGGCAACCGAGGCAACAUGGGUCAAUCUCCUGUUGCUGCGGGCAACAAGACCGUGGCGGCAGGCGCCUCGAGGACGGUGAUCGCGUCGGGAGACAGGAGCCGGAAUCAACAGGCGCCUGUCCUUUCUAACGCUUCCGGGCCCAGGACGGUGCGAGUCGCCAUGCAGGUGCCGGUCGUUAUGACAUCACUGGGCCAGAAGAUCUCUACACUUGCAAUGCAGCAGCCGGCAGGAAGAACGGGUGCAGCUGGCCAUACUACACUCCUGUCCAGUGCUUCUGCUAUUGGCGCUGCUGCCGGAGGCGCCAACUCUCAACAGAAGGUUGUGAUCCAGACCAUCCCCACUAUGGUCCCAGCAACAGCAGAGAAUGGCGAGAAGAUCACCGUCCAGCUGGCCAAGAUCAUCACUAUCCCGGCUCAUCAGUUAACGCAGUGUCAGCUGCAGACCCCCACAGGUGCAGGCAAGCCUGGCAUCAGCCUCCUGGGAAGCCCCCUGACCGUCCAAACCCUGACCCCGGUCAGUGUGGCGUCGGGAGCGCAGGUGAUGAGACUUUCUGUGCCCACGCCGGCGCAACAGCAGACUCUGGUGGUGUCGCAGUCGGGCGGCGGCACGGCGGGCGGCGUCACGGUAUCGUCGGCCAACCGGGCCGUGGCGGCGCAGCCCCGCAUCAUUAGCGGGCUUUUCAACGGUUCCGAGCUGGUUGUGGGAGGGGACGAGCUCAAAGCCGCCGGCGUCCCGGUCCAAGCGGUUCGGGUGCCCGUGACGGUCGCGAUCCCACAGAAUAAAGGGACUGCCAAAAUUGUCCAAGCGGACGCGCUCACCAAACUGCAGACCCCCGAGGUGGGAAAGACUGAAGAGCCUGAGUGUUGAGAUCUACCAAUCUUUUUUGCCCCCAAGUCAGUCACCUUGUACAUGAAACCAUUUUUAUUACUCUUGUGAUAACCAGCAGCAGUUAGACAGACUUUAAAUGGUUCCUCAAGGUUUGUUUUUUUGGAGGGGGGGUCGGAAACGUCAUCCUCCAAUACUGCUGCCAGAAGUGUUUCUAAGCCAAGCCUGUAAAGUGAAACUGUUUCACACGGAGGCCAACAUGCAAAUAGGAACACACACAAAAAAUAGGAACACACAAACUUGAAAGGGACCAACCCAGAUCACUACGGAUCUCGUCACCACUAAGCCUCAUUAGGAAAAAUGUAUUCAACUCGGAAACUGAAACACUACAACCCAUUUGACAAACAAAAAAAAGACUGUGGAGCUGCAAUAACACAUUUGUUAGAAGCCUGAUUGAUUUCAUAUUGUUAAACCAGCAAUUUGUACUUCAGUUACUGUGCACAUCAAAUGUGUGUCUGUGUGUGGUGCUACAUGGGUCCCGAAAGAGUAUAAAUAACAAUAUAAAUGUAAAUGGCUACUAUACCAUUUACAGAGCUAACGAUAACCGAGCAGCCUUUGAUUUAAAUUUGGACCUCCAUCAUGUACUAUAGGAACUGUAAGUUGAACUCAAGUUUUUUUUUGUGUUUUCAUAACUUUUACCAAGCACAGUAUUACAGAAACAAGAGGAUCUAACAUUUGAGUGUAGCUGUGAGUUUUGGGAUAAAAUGCACUGGUUUAUGUUUGUAAAUCUAAGGACUAAUCAGUUUCUUAUUUCAAAGAGACUGACUAAUUAGUAGUCAACCAAUUGCCAUCAAAUAUGUAAAGAGCAAUGUCUUUUUUUACUAGUCCUGAAAUUGGCUGUAGGACUAGAACUAAAUCAUGCAAACUAUAUACAGCUGACUUCAUGAAAUCGGCUGUGAGAUGUAAACGCUGGAGUGCUUUAUAUCAUCCAUCUCAAUUUUCACUCCGUGUGAUCAGAAUUGAGAGCCUGUCAGAUUUCACUGUACUUUGCAGAACGUUCAUUGAGGGUUUUAAAAUUUCUUAACUUUUUUUUUUUUUUUUUUUUUUUUUUUUUUUUAAACUGAUAGUUGACUUUGAGCCAGUGCCCACUGCCAUGUCGGAGAUAAAAUAUAAAUAGGAAUAUGUAUAUAACCGCAAUCUUUUUAAAUUGCUAACAUGUAUUAAGUAUACUGAAUGUGAUGUCAGUCUCCAAGUCCCAGGUCACUUAAAAAAAGGUCUUUUUUUGUUUUCUGUCACGCUGGCCCUACAACUACAUUUCAUUUUUUGAUAAAAAUCUAGAUCUAAAAAGAGGGAAAAUACCGAAGUUUGUGUUCAGACUGAACUGUUUGUAUAUUCAACAUUUGAAGUAUAUUCUAUUUUGUUGUACUCUUGUUUCAAAGUGUAUUAAAGUAGAUUUUACUGAAA